Molecule: messenger RNA, 5198 nt
Organism: Teleopsis dalmanni
Lineage: Eukaryota; Metazoa; Arthropoda; Insecta; Diptera; Diopsidae
Gene: FAM21
Product: WASH complex subunit 2
Exons: 6
Coding region: 127-5064 (1645 amino acids)
Source: RefSeq, a predicted model, not a curated record
AAGCGGAGCUACGAGGAGAAGCAACAACUUUAUUCCUUCCGAAAUAAGUGCAAAAAUUGUUAAAUAAAUAUUUAAUAAUAAUUAACAUUUAAAUUUAUUUAUCAAAAAUUAAAGAUAGUGAAAAUAAUGAAUAGUGCAUUUAAAGCUGAAGAUAUCACUUUAAACGCACACCAAUGGACGUUUGAAGGAGAUUGUAAGUUACUGGAAUGGAUGAAGCAAAUAACGGAGAACUUAGAAAGUAGAACAAACAAAACUACGGAAGCCUUUGAUAAACUUAAUGUAGAUGUUAAACGCGCCAAUAUUGCCUUAGAUAAUGCAGCGAAUAGUCUCACAGCAUUACAAUACACUCAGUUUGUGGAAAGUCGCUGUCAUGAUGAUGAUGAAACUAUCGCCAAUCAAGCAGAAGUUCCUAUUGAUUUGGUAAAAUCAGACAACGAACCAAAAUCCUCAACUGAAGUCUUUAAAACUUUUCUUGAGAAUAAUUUGAAAAUGUUACACAAUUGUCAUGAAAAAUAUGCUAUAGAUUUUGAUGACUCUGAUGAUGAAGACUCAACCAACAAUUGUAUAUAUCAAACAAAAAAUCCAUAUAAUGAUCGUUUAUUACCACACAUUUUUGGUUCAAAAUUAUGGAAAGAAAACUGGCAUGUGGGUCUAUGUGACGGUGCUAAUGAUUAUUCAGGAGAUGAAAAAUCGGAAGCAUUCUCUGAUUCUACAAGUUCGCUUGAUGACACUAUAUCAUAUGAAAGUAAUAAUGCAAACUUAUCGCAAUGGGCAUCAUCUAAUUCGGUGAAUGACAGUCUCUCCAUAAAUGUACCAAUUCCAAAACCAAGUUUACAUGGUCCUACAAAUUUAUUAUCAGAAGAACAACGUUUGCAUAUUAGGGCUAGACAAGCUGCUGGUAGUAGUGAAAGUAGUUCAUCUACAUCAAGAAGUUUAUCUACUAAGCCGGAAAGUAAUGAAUAUGAUUUAUUUGCUUCAUUGGCAAACACGCAACCAUCAGCAAUACCUGUAUCAAUAACAAAAACAACAGCUCAAGAAAGAGAAGCGCGUGUUAAUUCAGAUCGUUCGCAAAGUUCAAGUCUUAACAGCUCUAACAAUACAUUGCCAAUUAAUAAUACUCAAUAUAGCAUUACUAAAGAAGAUAACAUAUCAAAUGCUACUGCAGAGAAACCUAAAAUAACAGCCAAUCAAAUCAAACGCAAACCUGUGAAUUUGUUUGAUGAUGAUGAUUUUAAUUCGUUAAUGACGCAAAUUACAGAUAAAGCGCAGUCAAAAACUGAAAAAAAUGCCCCAAUAAAAGCUGCUGCAGGUCAGUUAGCAACUGAUAUUGAAAGGAGCCUAAAACAAAGACAUAAAGAUAAUGGAAAAGUUGACUUAUUUAAUAGUCACGACAAAAGCUCAAUAAAUUUGCCAAGUGAUAAAAAAAUAGAUAAACCACAAGAACAAACACGAAAACGAUUAAAUUUAUUUGAUAGUCCUGAUAUAAGUCCAACAACGGAAUCACUUUUUCCACCUACUAACAUAGAAGAAUCUACUGAGAAAUCAAAAACAACAAAGACGAAAAUAACUGCAAAAUCACUGUUUGAUGAUGAUGAUGAAGAAGAUGAUUUUCUUAAUGUAUUUGGCACGAAGAAGCCCUCUAAAGAUUUACAUGCCAAAACAUUGUUAUUUGUUGAUGACCCUAAGGAAGAGAAUGAUAUUUUUGUAAGCAAAGGAAACACUAAAGAAAAUAAAAAAGAUUUGUUUGAAAAGAAAAAAAUAGAACCUAAAGUUACAGAAAAAAGUAAAAUUAAUAAAUUAGAUUUAUUUGGUGAGAAUGAUAAUGAUGAGUUUGAGAUAAGUAUAUCAAAGAAAACUACUUUAACUAAAAAGUCUAAUUUAUUUGAAGAUGAUGAUGACAUAAAUAGCGCUAUCGAUGACCCUUUUCAGAAAACCAAUCAAAAGAAAAGCAAAUUAUUUGUUGAUGAAUCGGUGACUGAUGCUAAAACUAAAGCUUCACAUAUAACAAAAAUAGAGAACUUAAAUAGCUCAAAAAAAUCUUUAUCAACUAAUCCAGUUGAUAUCUUUGCAGAGCCAAAUGAAAGCAAUACAAAACUUACUCAGUCAGAAAGAUAUCCAAAUUUAUUGUCUAAAGAAAAUAUUGACAGUGGUAGAUCGGAACCAAAAAUUGUUAAUAAAGCGACCAUAGAUUUGUUUGCGGAUGUUGAACAAAACAAAAUUAUUCCAACCGAUGUUUUAGAUAUAACAUCAGAUGUUGAAGAACAUGAAGCUGUUGAAAACAAAAUUGAAAACAUUUUCAAUAUUGAAAAAGAUAAAGUAAAUACUGAAUUUCAUAAAAGCAGCAGUAAAGAUAUUUUGAUAAACAAAGAAACUUCCGUUGUACAAAAUGAAGAAAGAAAGCAAACAAUAUCAAACUCCAAAAAAAUAUUGACUGAUUUAUUUGAGAGUAAUAUGGAGGAUGAUGAUUUAUUUUUAAAAACACCAAAUCAAUCUGAAGAUACUACGAAAAAUAAUGCGCAAGUUAUUGCAGAUAAACCGACAACCUAUAGUAUUACAAAUGAUUCUGAUAAUAUUAACGAAAAAACUGCAAAUCUGAAUAAAAAAAUUGAAGAUGAUUUGUUAGCACCAGUAGAUAUAAAAAAUAAUGAAAAAUUAAGAACAAAUGAAUCUACUAACAAACUCACUGCACAACACCAAAUUGACGAACCUUCAUUGGUUAACAACAGGAAUAAUAAAAAAAUUAAAACAGAAAAUGUACCUACAAAAUCAACUGAAACUAUUUCUCAACCAGUUCUGGAAAAUAAUGAUCCAUCAUCAAUAAUUAUUGAUGAUAUAUAUGAAGAAGAAAAUCUCCGCAAUAAAAAUAUAAGAGAUGAUUCCACAAAGUUACCAAAUGCUGCAAAUAAUUAUGCUGGUAUAUUUCUUGAUGAGCCCCCAGAUGAUGAUGAUUUCUUUCAAUCUAUUAGCAAUAGUAAUAAAACAAAUAUUGCUAAUAGCCUUGAUUUAGAACAUGACUUCUACGAACCCCCCUUGCCACAAACUCCAGCGACUACAAUCAAUACUACACAAGAAAAAUCCGAUAGUAUUAAAAGAUCAAAUGAUUAUAGUGGUUUACAUUUAUUUAGUGAUAUUCCACCAGAUGAUGAUGGUAUUGCUGAUAUACCAAACAGUAAUGAAACUAAACGUUUACAUAGCAUAUUCUAUGAUGAUUUUUUAGAAACUCAAACUGCAAUCAGAAAUCCAACAUCUAUACCAACGCAUUCACUAUUUGAUGAUGAACCUCCACCAGAUGUUGAUAUAUUUAAUAGUCUGGAAAAGCUUGAAGCUACAAAGGAAACAACUAAAAUACCAACAGAUGUCACUGAUCAUCAGGGAAGUGCCCAGAGAGAGAAAAUUACAAUAUCAGCAGCUACUCCUAUUGACAAUAAAAUAAAUAGCAAAAGAGAUCCAAUACCAGUAACAACAAAACAAAAAGUAAAUACUGAUAUUGGGCGUAAAACUUCUGUAGUAACAACAAAAAAUAUUAUUGAUGAUAAAUUAAAUAACAAAAAGCAGAUUAAAACAGAUAUAACUAAUAAGGAAACUUCAAAGCAGUUAAAGUUACAAGGAAAAUCAGAUUCUGAAAACAAUGAAAAGGUACAAAGUACAGAGAUAACUCAAGAAAAUGUAGUCUCAAAGCUAAAAUUGCCCAAAAUUAAUAUAAAUGUUCAAGCACUUCUGCCAAAUGCUGGCGGUAAACCAAAUUUUAAAAAGGCAGCAAAUGAAGAGCCUAUAACAACACCAACUGCUAAAACGGAUAAGAAAGAAACAAUACUCGAAACUUCCAAUAAGUCUCCAAAUUCUGGAAAUGAGAAAAUAUUAUCAAGCCUGGUAAAAGAUCGUAUACGCAUACCAGUAAAACGAAAACCAUCCACACGUAAAGCACGCCAGGAAAAUUAUCUGAAAUCUGUAUUAAACGAAGAAGAACGUGAGGUAACAGGAGAAGAUGAUUUAAAACCAACUAAUAACAUUGAACAAAAUACUAUAAAAGUACAAAGUACCAAUACAAAACAAAUGGAAGACUCAACAGAUAUGACAAACAGUAUAAAAGCAAACGAACAAACGAAAGAGGUGUUUAUUGAACCUCAUAGGGAAAAGGUGCUCGAUACUCCUACUGGUACUAUAGGAAAGACAAUAAAACAAAACUCUAAUUUAUUAGCAACGGAAUUUCAACAAAAAAUUCAAACUAAAUUACGGACGGUAGAUAUUUUUCAGGAUGACAACGAUGAUGGCAAUGAUGAUUUUCUCUUCAAGCCAACCGAAAAAUCAAAACAGCAAAAUUCCAGUUAUGAAACUACAAAAACCCAAAAUCUGUAUAAUACUGAACAAAACGAUUCGACUAAAUCAAAUAAACCAACAGUUACAUCAAUGGAAAGUAGUCAAGACGAUAAUCUAUUAAAACUUCCUACAAAAAUGUCAACUCAUACUGUGAAUAGUGCAACAACAACUCAUUCACUUUUCGCACAAAGUAAUGAUCAAAGCAGUGACGAUGAUUUAUUUGAUAGCCCAAAGAAGAACACUACAAAACCGUUGCCAUCUGCAAAAGUACUAAAUACUAAAGUAGAUUCAACUCCAAGUUCACAAACUUCCAAAUCUUUAUUUGGUGAUGAAGAAACAUAUAGCUCAGAUGAAAAUUUAUUUAAGAGUACUAAUGAAUCAACACGAAAACCUGUCGCUAAAGAAUCAGAAAAGGAAAUUAAACAAAAAAAGAAUUUGCUAUUUGAAUCUGAUGAUGAAGAUGAUGAUGACUUUCUCACUGCCAUAAAAAAGAGAGAUGGUGUCAAACCCAAACCAAUCAGUUUAAAUCAAGAUAAGGGUAAAAAUCUUUUUAGUGAUAUUGAAAGCGAUGAUGAUGAUGAUCUUUUCAAUGCUAAGCCUAAUAAAAAUAUUGCUGCUAAACCAACAACUACUAACCCAGCGGCAAAACAAAUUACGAGGCAACCACAACUUGCUGGAACUAAUACAUCGAAAACAAAAACGACAUCGCCGGCAGAUGAUCCUUUGGCAGAUCUAUUAAAUUCCUAGGCACUUGUUACAAUUAUAUAUACAAUAUAAAUUGUAAACAGAAUUAAACCAGUUAUUCUCAUUUAAAUUAUAUAUAUUCUUUAUUGUUGAAAUUAUAAAAUUUUAUACUAAAAUUAAACAAUUAUUUGUAUUGC